ACCCUCACAAUGAUAAGCCUUGAUCCAGAAAUCAGCUGUUCGUAUAUUUGUUAUAUUCCUGAAUGUUCUAACAGCACACUUUACAAAUUUAAACUCUUAUCUAUAUGAACACUUAGUUUACUACAGGAAUUUCACUCUGAAAUUGUUGAUCAUACAAAAUAUUAUUUGUUGGGGUAAUUUUCGCACUGAACAACAAUCGUCUUUGUUCUACAAUAAAUAAAUCAUUUGGUGUUUUUCAUAAUUUGAAUAAUUGAUAUAGAUUUUUAGCAGCAUAGAACAAAAUAUCUCGGGUAAGUUUAUGGUUUUAGUUGGCUGAUAUUGCAAUUUCUUUUUGAUAUUCCUGAUAGUAAAAUACAGUCUUCAACUCUGUGAUGUUACUUAUAGAAAAUUGAAAGCCUGGAGGGUGGAAUAUGGGUGUAAAAAAUUUUAGUCUUCAGUUACACGACAGCAUAGCUGUGCUAAUAGUUAUAGAAAAGUUGAAAGGAAUACCUAAUUUUCUAACACGGGGGGGAUGAAUGUACAACGAAGCACAGGAUAAAAAAUAUUUGUGUUUUUAUUGAAAUGAAGAAUAAACUGAAGAGGUUUUGAUCAGGGAGAAUCGGAAAAGUGAAGGGAUAAAAAAGAAGGCUGAAAUAUUUAGGAUUUAUGGUGUGCAAUGUUGUAGUGGCAAUGUUGUGUAUUAAACUGAUGUGUACGUGUUUCAUCUUCCGUGUAGCAAGUGGCUGGGCGACGUUGAAUACGAGAAUACCAGCGGAUCGAUUCCUGUGAAAGAGUACGGCCCCAUACAUGGCGGCAGCAGCAGCAAUAAAAGCGGGGCGGCGACCUCCGUGAGAGAAUCUAGGUCAUCCCCAAGUAAAACCCCCGUUAGAUACCCUUCACCGUUAAAAAUGAUAGAUUCCCCUACCUCAUCCUUUUAUUAUCAGUCACCACCCCUCCAGUCACCGGAACCUGUGGCCUAUAAUCAACAUCAUUCGCCGAUACGUCACGUUGAGCCGCCACGGCGUAGAGCUCCUAGUCCUCAACCUACCUACAACCCACCCCAAACUUAUAAUGAUAUUCCGAGCCCGUCUUUCAUGACACCGAAACAAUGGACACCGGUCACUCCCCCUGUUCAGACAUAUAAUCCGCCGAUUGAUACAUAUGUUCCUCCACCGCAGCUACCACCGCCGCCGCCACAUUCUGCUCCGACAGCAAGAAGUCAUUUGCCGUUCACACCUACUGUUCCGGCAAAGAAGGCCGCUUCAGCGCCGAAGCCCAGACAGCCCACCGCGAAAUCUGCUCCGGCGACACCUGCAGCUAAUGAAAGUGUACCUGACUACAGUUAUCGUUCUUGGGGAGCAUCUAUUAUAAGCCCUUUCGCUAAAAAACUGGAACAAGAACAGGCUGAGCAAGCUAGAGACGAACCGGUGCAUCAACAAACGUCAUAUGUCACACCGGUUUCCCAGAAACCGAAGCCGGGCGCUAAAAAACAUAUGGUCUUCGAAGAAUUGUCAUCAGCUUUAAAGAAAUCUAGUACUUUCCCCAAGGGAACUUACGCUGCGAAAGAGUUCAAAACCAAUGAUGGAAGGGGUACAACUGUUUACAAAAGUGGUACUGCCACAUAUAGUCACGUGCAUUUUACGCACAGCUACCAUGAUAAUGGUAAUAACAAUUCUGAAUCUGAUCCGGGUUAUGUCACACCACCGAUGUUUUUUGAAAAUUACAGCGAAAGAUUUGAAGUUGCACCAGACCAACGUCCUAAGACCGUCAGCACCGGUAUGGUGCUGACGCUUUCCGAUGUGCCACCUGCACAGGUUACAGCAGAGCACGAAGACAGAGGAGUAGUUACCGUUGAGCAACAAACAAAAGAGCCUUCGGUAAUUGCUAUCACUCCAUUAACUAUUAAUAUUAAACCUCUUGUUAGUGAUGUCACAGCAGUGACACCGCAAGAGAAACCAGCUGAAGCUCCAGCGAGCGAGACAACUGUUAUAGCUGCACAACCGACAACAACUGAAGAACCACAGACAAUAGCGGAAACGGUCCAACAAGAAGUUAAACAGGAAAUUACAGAAGAAUCAACUCCACCAGCGCCUCCUGUUGAUAAGGAAAGCAUAGCAGCUCCGGCAGAAGCUGCGACACCAGCUGAGGAAACCAGUUCAGCCGAACAAGUCGAUAAAGUAGCGGAAACUAAAAUCGAGACUGCAGCUCCACCAGAGGGCGACACUGCUGCGGCUCCCGUCGAAACUACGACAAAAACUGAAACCCCAGCAACAACACCACCAAAGGUCGAAACUGCUGUGACUCCCGUCGAAAGUACAACAAAGACUGAAACCCCAUCAACACCACCACCACCAGAGGUCGAAACUGCUGUGACUCCCGUCGAAAGUACAACAAAGACUGAAACCCCAUCAACACCAGAGGCCGCCACGUGCGCUGCUACUCAAGCUGAUACCAGUGUUCAGCCAGAGGAGAAAGGUGAAGGUGUUUCUCCUGUUGUAAACGAAGUUAAAGAAGUCGAGAAGGAGGCGGCAACUCAGCCAGACAGCAGUUCUACAGAAGCAGCCCCGGUUGAAAAGGAGACCCCUGCUGCUUCACAGGAAGAAGUCCAAACUGUCCAGGAAUCUGAAACAGCAAAAACAACAGAAGCAUCGUCGUCAGAGGUUAAAACGACUGACGUAAAACAUACAGUGACAUCGGAAACUUCAACAGCAUCAGAGCCAACGACAACAACAAAAACAGAAACAACAGUUGAAACAACAACAAAAACAACACCAACAACCGAAUCAGUAGUAGAAACAACAGUAUCAACCACAACAGUUACAGAGAAAACAGAGACGGUGCAACAUACUGUAAUAGAAAGCUCUACAUCUGAGGAACAUUCAGCUCCGGCGGCCGAGGACAAGCCUGAACCAAAGAAGCCAGAAGGUGUAGAAGACAAAAUAGAAGCAAGCAGUUGCCCUCCGGCCGCUUCUUCGAAGACAGAGGAACCAGCAGCGGAGACAGCUGCAUCUAGCGCAGUUCCAGCUUCUGUAAAAGAACAAUCUGCAGGGGACCAAGAACAAGUGACCACAAUACUAACUCCUACUCCGUCCGAACCCACCCCUACUGUAGUAGAAACCACCGCCCAAGAAAGCCAACCUGUAGAAAAAUCAGUCUCUGACGGUCAAAUCGCCGCCCCGGCACCACGAGAAGGAGAAACCACAGCCGAUACCCAAACUGUUAAAAGUGAAGGAAGUCCAUCAGUGAACCAAUCCCAAUCGGAAGACACGAGCAACAAGAUAACUACGGAAAUUCCUGUUAGCGAAACAACUACUACUACUACUACUACUACUACAACUGACACAACCAAAACCACUGAUAAUGUUACUGCUGCUGCUGCUGAGGACGCCAAGUCUUCAGCUGAUAAAGGCUUGGAGAGCAAUAACAGCGUCUUUCAAUCAGCGUCCGAGAAAGCUGAAAUUUCGUCAGUUCCCCAAGAAACACUUGAACAUGAGUCCAGGUAUACCAUAUCUAUCCUAUGUUAAACGCUGUUUAAUCAAAUUUCGUUUCGUUUAAACAUGUAGAAAAAAAAAAAAAUGAAAUUCACUCCCGAUUUCAAAUUUAUUUUCUUUUCGUGAUGUUAAUAUUUUAAUGACCACUUUUAUUUCAUGUUUUAACAAGUCAUACAAUCUAACGCCCGACCAUUGAGAAUGGCAACUACUAUUAUUUUAACCACGCCAGUAGUCUUAUUAGAACCUCGACAUCCUUUAAAACAGAACCCAGUUAUUAUUAUUAUUAUAACCUCAGUUAUCUUUCCCUAUAGCAAUAAAACAUUAAUUCCCAAUUAUUUAAAAUUGUCGGCUAAUAAUCCUCUGACUGUCUAUCUUUAAUACACAAUUUGGAUCUCUAACAAAUACCUAAUUCUAUCCGACAUAUUAGCUUCUGUUACAAUUUAUCAAACCCCGUUCCAUAAAGAUAUCUGCUCAGUCAAGACCUGCAAUAUUUAUUAUAUUCUCUCCCAUAACCUAUUUUAUUUCGUUUUACCUUUCAUCCAUACAUUAAAAUCUGUUAACUAGAUUCCCCCACCCCUACAUCACCGCCACCACAUUAAAUUCCAUGCUCGUCCUUCGAUAACAUCCUAUUCAUUCUAUCAGGAUUUUUAAAAUUCUCUUUUACACAAUAUUGUUGUUGUCAUUGUAAUUGUCGUUACCAUCCCUGUUUAGAACCACCAAAAUCAUUUCUAACACGGAACUCCUAAGUUAAUUUUACAUUAU
Molecule: messenger RNA, 4232 nt
Organism: Octopus bimaculoides (California two-spot octopus)
Lineage: Eukaryota; Metazoa; Mollusca; Cephalopoda; Octopoda; Octopodidae
Molecular function (GO): protein binding
Source: RefSeq, a predicted model, not a curated record